AUGCCAAUUUUUAAAAGAAAACACAAGAAAGAAACUGAAGUUCCAGUUUCCAAUUCAGAUGUUCGUCUUGUGGAUUUGAACAUCGGACAACUGAACACCAAUGAUUUUACCAUUAGGAAAUCAGUAGUGUUCGACUUCCUUCUUUUAACCUAUUCUCCAUCCGGAGGAGCCGAUGUAGGAAAAGUAUUGCUAAAGGAUACAGUUUUCUGGCAAAAGGGCAAUUCAUCGGACGUGGCACAAUUUGUGCGCUGCUACUUUAGGCAAGGAGUAAUUCGGUUCGUAGAACUCGUGAUCAACAGCAAUGGCUCAGCACAGUAUUUGUACUUUUACAAAGAUUAUUUCAGAUGGGUAUCGACGACCUCCCACAGAUACGCGCAAGUGUUUAGUCGUCAAGUUAGUAACUACUUUGUAUUCAAAUCCGUCAAAUUGAGGCUGAGCGGGAACGUAAAUGAGCUGUUUUUUUAUGUUCACAAAAUGGAAAAGGCACCAUUCCAUAUAAUUACACCAAAACCAGCAUUCAAAGUUGAAAAGGUAGUUGAUGGAGUUCUCACAGUCUGGGAUAGUAAUAAAUCUGAUUCCUGUGUCAAUGCCUUAGUGUUUCACAAGAAUAAAAGGCCAGUGUUGGUCCAUUUACAGAUUUCGUCACCCGAAGGUUUGGAGUCAAUUUACUUAAGGAAGGAGCCACUAACCUGGAACAGAAUUACACGCUCAGAAUUCACGGAAACAAUCAGAAACUCAGGGUUCAACCCAGACCUUUUCAGCUCAUUUUUAACCCUAAAAUUGGAUUUGAGUAACGUGACUGAAAACUUCAAUGUUGACAAUCAUAGUUAUUCCUAUAGUCCAAACAAUUUCCUACCAACUAGUGAUAACACUCCAGAUAAUGCUCCAGAUACGGUUGAGGUUGGUGAACACUUAAGUGACGGCGUAAAAGAUACAGUCACGAGUAAACAUAUGGUUAGGAGAGUUUCUAACGUUGACAUGAGUACACGAGUUGAGUGUAUAAGUAUAUCACCAAAACCAGGUUACACCGUUGUUGAAAUCCUUGAUGACGAUUUUUCACUCUUUAACGUCAACACACAUAACACUAGUAGAAAAAAUAGCGGUGGUCACAAUAAUAGCUUUGAAAAUGGACCUGCUAAGAAAUUUGUAGUAUUUGUGAACCUGAUAAGAUACAAGGAUUACAAGCUACUUGGCAUAUAUUUCAGAGGAAAUAAGGGAACUGACGUUCAAUUCUUUACAAAGCCAUUUAAAGGUAAAUGGACCCCAAUUACUCCAGAGCAAUAUUACUCACUCUAUGUGCCUGAUAAUUUAAGCAAUUCGUUAGGUAAUCCGGGAAGUCCCAGUGCUAAGAUGUCAAAAUCAUUAAACCCAGUUAGUUUGGUAAUGGGCAGUUUUGUUAACAGAUUGGGGUUGAAAAUACAAACGUACUCAUCGCCAGUAAUUAAUGGGAAGGGAAAUAUAAUAUUAGUUCACGGCGCCUAUGGUCACUUUUGCUCAGAUUUCACCACAUACAACAGGGAUUAUUUGUUGAAGUAUGAGCAGUUCAAGUCACUGCCCGAGGUAAAAUCAGUGGAUGAGGUUGUUUCCCCCACAUUCGAUCUUGAACGCCAAUUAUACGAUGCCAUUUCACACCAUUCCGACGUGUUUGAGUACAGAACACUUGACGAGCUGGAACUCUCACAAACAGGAGAACGCUUCCUACUUAAGAAUAGUUUUGUGGAGGCGUUAAACAACUUAGGGUACGGAGUCUACGGACUUGACUUGACUUCCCACGGACGCUCAGAACCACUGAAUAAUCUUAGAUACUAUGUCAACAGUUUUAUGGACUACGUUCACGACGUUCUACAAUUUAUUGACAUUGUUAAAUUGAAAACCAAGUCAUCACAACAGCCCAAUGGAUCAAAAUUGUAUUUGUUAGGAUACUCGAUGGGUUCAAAUAUAGCCUUAAGAGCAAUAAACCACUAUUAUCAGGAUCUAAAGCUAAAUCCUAAUAAUAAUCCUGAUGGUGAUAAUGAAGUUGAUGCUAAGUUGGUGGAUGGAAUGGUAUCUAUAUCAGGAAUGUAUGAUUUUGCAGCUAUGCAGAAUAGCUUUUUGAGGUCAUUAGCAACUUUAGUCAUUUCAAUUUUGUCAUUUUUAGUUCCCGAAAACCCCAACCCGUUUGAAAAAUUUUUCGACUAUACCAUUUCCCUGGAUGCAUAUACUAGAUAUAGGGAUCCUUGGGUUUGGCCUAAGAAGUCGAGAAAUAAGAUGUUAUAUGUGAUAGCCAGGGCUGUUUCUGACCUCCCCAAGUAUCUCUCGUACAUUCCAGAAGACAUGCGAGUACUAAUGAUCAACUCAAACAAAGAUGAUCUCGUCACACUCAAAGUAUUAACUAAUUAG
Molecule: messenger RNA, 2379 nt
Organism: Theileria annulata
Lineage: Eukaryota; Apicomplexa; Aconoidasida; Piroplasmida; Theileriidae
Product: phospholipase, putative
Exons: 2
Coding region: 1-2379 (792 amino acids)
Cellular component (GO): membrane
Molecular function (GO): lipase activity
Source: RefSeq, a predicted model, not a curated record